Molecule: messenger RNA, 1048 nt
Organism: Triticum dicoccoides
Lineage: Eukaryota; Viridiplantae; Streptophyta; Magnoliopsida; Poales; Poaceae
Product: protein SOB FIVE-LIKE 3-like
Exons: 1
Coding region: 316-774 (152 amino acids)
Biological process (GO): cytokinin biosynthetic process
Source: RefSeq, a predicted model, not a curated record
CACACCAUAGCCAUACACAUGGUCCGGCCCUGAAGAAUUCUUGCCCCCCUCUCAUGCAAUCCAGCCCCUCCCUCUGAAUUCUCUGUCCUCUGAAGAAGGCUGAGUGCAGGAGGAUCCGGUGCUCUUCUCGGGUUAUGGGUGCUCAAGAAGCAUAGACAAGAACAACUCCAUCUUCAGUGCUGCAUUGUUGAGGAGAUUCAGAUUUCGGAAGAAGCAUAAGAGUUGGUGUUCGCAGAAUUCUCCAUCGACCUCGUUCUGCCUCUCUUCUUUGGCCUUUCUUUUCUCUCUUUUGGUCUCCCGCUCCCGUGGCCUGUCAUGGAAUCCUCCCAGAUCACCGGGGAUGGCGGCGAAGAGUGCAACAGCAAUGAAUCUGGGUGGACGAUAUACCUGACCUCCCCCACGAGCAGCUAUGAAGCAAAAGAGAAUGGCAGUGAAGGGAGCAACGUUGAAGAUGGCAGUGGCUACAUCACUGAGAGGAGGAAAGGGAAGGAAGAGAACAACGCGGAUGAUGAUGGAGAUUAUGAUUCCCUGGCGUCUGAUGCUUCCACAGGGACAUCUCAAGUGAAGGUGCUUGAAGGCAAAGAAGAGAAAGAUCGUCAGACAAAUGACGGUUGCAGCAAUGAACAUGGCAAGGAUGAACAGGCUGAGACGCUUACCAAGUUCUCGACCGGCAGCAACAAAAAGGCGGGCAAGGUGAAGAAAGGGGACGACAAAAGCAGCAAAAGAGGCCACAAUAGAAGACGUAGCUCAUCAAGAACAAGCUUCUUUUGGUAAAGGAUGUAAAAACCUUGCUCGUCUAUUUCUUUCUUAUCAAGCUAGAAUCGAUGUCAGAGGCAUGAGGAAUUGAAGGCCUUGUCAUGGUCCCUGCUAUUGCCAUCUAUUGUUUUGUCCAUUUGUUAGCCACCUCAUAGGUUAGUUCUUCCUAUGCAAAUCUGUCACCCUUGAAUUAUUAUUCAUUGCCCUAUUCUUAAUAUUGACAUUCAAGCACUACAUGCUCUCCUAUGUUUCUAUAGACAUUAAUGAUCACUUUGUCCAGAUACACCUCCCC